Messenger RNA from Nipponia nippon (crested ibis), 633 nucleotides. Lineage: Eukaryota; Metazoa; Chordata; Aves; Pelecaniformes; Threskiornithidae. The record is from RefSeq and is a predicted model, not a curated record.
AUGGCUCAAACUGAGAAAAUUACUUUCAAAUCUAUUGUGUGGGUCCAAUUCUUACUAUUUUUUUUCAUAUCAGAUGAUACAGGAAAUCGACUUCGGUUCCAGCUGGAGCUAGAGUUUGUUCAGUGCCUGGCAAAUCCAAAUUACCUCAACUUUCUUGCACAGAGAGGCUACUUCAAAGACAAAGCUUUUGUAAAUUAUCUUAAAUAUUUACUUUAUUGGAAAGAACCUGAAUAUGCAAAGUACCUGAAGUAUCCUCAAUGUUUGCAUAUGUUAGAGCUGCUCCAGUAUGAACAUUUCCGCAAAGAACUGGUAAAUGCUCAGUGUGCUAAAUUUAUUGAUGAGCAACAGAUUCUUCACUGGCAGCACUAUUCGCGGAAAAGAAUGCGCCUCCAGCAAGCACUUGCAGAGCAGCAGCAACAAAACAACACCUCUGUAAAAUGAAAACCGCUUGCAAGAGUGAUAAGGUGUACUUUGUGGCAGUUGAAGUAUUUACAAGAGAAGAAUGAACCCUUUUGUAGGUUUGGCUCUGUGUGUGUGUACAUUUAAUUUUUGAUUUAUUAAGUGACUUUUUUUCUUUCAUCAACUUUUUUAAAGAUACAAGACUGAUAAACACCUACUUCUGCAAUUUCUUUU